This is a messenger RNA of Pangasianodon hypophthalmus (striped catfish), 567 nucleotides long. RefSeq names its product FAU ubiquitin like and ribosomal protein S30 fusion a (gene faua). The record is from RefSeq and is a predicted model, not a curated record. The transcript is spliced from 5 exons. Gene Ontology annotation, cellular component: ribosome; cytosolic small ribosomal subunit. Gene Ontology annotation, biological process: translation. Lineage: Eukaryota; Metazoa; Chordata; Actinopteri; Siluriformes; Pangasiidae. The coding region runs from base 118 to 519 and encodes 133 amino acids. Gene Ontology annotation, molecular function: structural constituent of ribosome; protein binding.
UGAGCAGUGACGUAACGCCUUCCCAGAAUUCUUAGCCGUGCACAUGCGCACAUCAGACAACACGCUGGUCCUUUUCUCGCUUCGUGUGGACGGAUUAGCACCGUGCGAUCAAUCAACAUGCAGCUGUUUGUGCGUGCACAGAACCUGCACACCCUUGAGGUGACAGGGCAUGAGACUGUACAGGAUAUCAAGGCCCAUGUCCAGACUCUAGAGGGUCUGUCUGUGGAGGACCAGGUACUUCUCCUGUCUGGCACCCCUCUUGAAGAUGCCGCUACCCUUGUGAGCUGUGGAAUUUCAGAGCACUGCACUCUGGAGGUUGUUGGCAGGCUUCUGGGAGGUAAGGUCCACGGUUCUCUGGCUCGUGCUGGUAAAGUACGAGGACAGACACCCAAGGUGGACAAACAGGAGAAGAAGAAAAAGAAGACAGGCCGUGCUAAGCGCCGCAUCCAGUACAACCGUCGCUUUGUGAAUGUGGUGCCCACCUUCGGAAAGAAGAAGGGUCCUAAUGCCAACUCUUAAAUAGUUUUCUGUAACAUGUGUUCAUAAUAAAGUUGGAGGUUAGACACA